CAGUAUACACAGCAAGAGUUUUCGUAUGUUUCGUGAAUAGCUUCACAUUUUGUAUAAGUAGAAUACCAUUUCCUUGGCUUUUUUUAUCAUCAGCUUACAUGUUCCUAUUUUCACAUACCAAGCUUCAACACAAGAAAAGCUUAUCAAGACGAUAAAUUUCCAAACCAUUCAAGAACGUCCUCAGAUCUGUCCAAUAGCAAUAAUAAAGCUGUCCCUGAAACCCAAACUCAACCUAGCACUACCAUUUCCUCCAAAUCUACUUCAGCAGCAAUAAUGUCUACUAUUCCACCACCCCGCGCCGUAGUAACCUCGCACUCUGCCUCCGGCACCGCCAUUAUUUCCUCGGAUUCUCAACUUCCCCUAUUCAGUCCUUUUGGUCCUUCGGCCCCAGGUUUUACGACCAUUCACUCUCUCCCCUCUCUCCCCGCCUCUUUAAAUGCCCCUAUCAACCCCGAUGCCGAACAAUCUAUCCCUCAACCACCUCCGGCUGGUCUGGUAGUUUGCACAACUGAUUAUCCGCCCCAUUGUGUUACCCCCACUCACCGAACUAUCACCUGUGACUACAUGAUUGUCCUGAAAGGCGAACUUGUUCUACGUGUUGAUGAGGGAAAGGAAACCAUUUUGAAGGAAGGAGAUAUUUGUGUCCAGAGAGGCACAAUGCAUACUUGGGAAAACAGAACUGAUGAAUGGUGUCGAUGCCUGUUUGUUAUGGCUGGCGGCGAAAAGAUCGUCAUGGCGGAUGGAAAGACGUUGGAGCAAAGUUAUACUCCACCAAAACCCAAGAAUUAGGCGGACGAUCUAGUUGGGGUUUAUGUCAGGAUGUACGGUGAUGAUUGGGCGGUGGUAGAGGAGAAUAGUAUCAUAAAAGCAUUACCGAGCACGAUAGAAAGUUCUAUCGAUGGUGCCAGGGGAGUAGUUUUGUAUUCUUAAGGUGCACACUAUGCAUCAUUGCAAUUGGCGCAUUCAAUAAUCAAGCAAUAUCACUAUGUAUUUUUAUCACA
Molecule: messenger RNA, 1001 nt
Organism: Botrytis byssoidea
Lineage: Eukaryota; Fungi; Ascomycota; Leotiomycetes; Helotiales; Sclerotiniaceae
Exons: 2
Coding region: 274-789 (171 amino acids)
Source: RefSeq, a predicted model, not a curated record